Molecule: messenger RNA, 351 nt
Organism: Hydatigera taeniaeformis
Lineage: Eukaryota; Metazoa; Platyhelminthes; Cestoda; Cyclophyllidea; Taeniidae
Source: the annotation of a GenBank genome assembly
AUGGAGAAAGCGAAGAAAAUUAUGUACGCUGAUAUUUGCAAAUACCUUAAUGGCUCGGAUAUUGUCAGUGUUUGUGAGGCGUUGCCCCACAUAAAGUGCAUUCUCUUCUCCAAAGCUAUCGUUGAAGUUUUGCGCAAGUAUGUGAGCACAAUGCAGUGGGUGGACGCAACCGUUUACCGUUGGAUCUACUCCGCCAUAUCGAUGUCGAAGAGUGCCGAGUCAGAGAAAACGAAUGAAGAGGAGGCAGAACUUCUUUAUAAAGUCAUUCAGUGCUACCGAGAUGAUCGACAGUAUCGCAAAAAUUUUAUCAGAUAUGAUUUGCCUUGCACUGACAGAGUUUUUCACAUCUUG